Messenger RNA from Annulohypoxylon truncatum, 1399 nucleotides. RefSeq lists its product as uncharacterized. Lineage: Eukaryota; Fungi; Ascomycota; Sordariomycetes; Xylariales; Hypoxylaceae. The transcript has 4 exons. The coding region runs from base 363 to 1319 and encodes 318 amino acids. The record is from RefSeq and is a predicted model, not a curated record.
CAAUGAAUAAGUUUAUACAUAGAUUGCUUUUCCUUUCCUAUGCGGGAAUUUGCGGCUUAUGCCGUGGAUGUCUUCACAAACGUCUACCCCAGCCUGCCCAGCGAACCCAGCGCGCCUAAGCUUCGUUCAAUCCAGAUUACAGGGAUCAAUGUAGCGUGUGAUAGACCAGGGAGCGAUCAUACGCCGAAGGAUGUAUCGAUAUGAAUCCCGAUGCGAUAAAUCCGUAAUAGACGGGGCUUACCCUAAUAAUAUUGACAAGCUGAAUUUCGACGUUUCUUUGCAUGUUUUUUAUCAUCAUGCUCAUGGUCCUGCGACGUUAUUCCUAAUCCCCCCCUUUCUCCGCUCCGCGGAAGCGAGAAAAUAUGGUUCAAAGAACCGCAGAUGUGAGCCAAACCGCCCAGAUAAUCAUAUGGUUCCUUUUCGUCGUAUCGGUCUUCAGCGUCGGCGCUGGCCUAGGAACCAAGUAUGCGUUGCUUCGGAGGUUUGCGCGGGACGACUGGCUGAUGCUCCUGGCUCUGGUUAUGUACCUUGCUCAAUGCAUUACGAUCUCCCUGGCGGCGUCUCAAGGUAUCGGGAAGGAUAUGGACACCCUGAGCGACGAUGCGAUAAACGGCUUUCUGAAAGCCGAAUACGCUAGCGUCCCCUUUCAGAUUCUGAGUUUCGGGUUGGUCAAGUGGUCGAUUGCUAUUUUCAUCGAGUAUCUUACACCUGAUGAUUUCCAUCUACAUGUGGACCUGGGCAUUCGCGUGGUGGUCGCCCUAUGGCUAGUUUCUGGAAUAUUCAGCGGCCUCUUCCAAUGCGCUUUGCCGACUCCAUGGAAUUAUCUUGACGGCGCUCGCUGUAUAGACCGGCGAGCCUGGUGGACAUACGUUGGCGCGCUUAACAUCAUAACUGAAGUGGCCAUCAUCGUUUUAUACCUCCUUGUCUUGUGGAAUCUUCGGACGUCCCGAGCGAGGAAAACUAUGGUGAUCUCCAUCUUCUUGACGAGAGCCUUUGUGAUCGCGGCAGCGAUAGCGCAGCUUGUCGUAUUCUACAAGGCGUAUUCUGACCCUAAUGUGACUCGGAGCAUGUGGCUCCCUGUAAUCUUGAAUCAAGUUGUUAUAUGCGUGAGCAUACUAACAGCUUGUUUACCAUUUCUAAAACCUUUCAUGGAGAAUCUACAUUCGGGCAUUGUUCGCGUGGAAAAUGUUGUUGCGGAUUCCCAGGAAGAGUUAUCUCACGGCAGGACUGGGUCAACCCUAUUAACCCUAAGCGACUUCACUAAUUCAGCUGCAUGUUCUCAUCCUUCAAACAGAUCUACUGAUAGAUCAACUAUAUGAUAAUGAUAAUGAAACUUACUGACUGCCUACUGUUGUUGAAUCGUCCUCGAGUGAAUUAGAAUAGAUGUGAGAUCCGUACG